UCUCUCUCUCUCUCUCUCUCUCUCUCUCUCUCUGUUUCCUGGCAACCAAACAGGGCGGGCGUACACAAAGAUUAUAAUAGGAUUUUUAUUUUGAAUUUUCUUUUCUGGAUCUCAUAUUUUGUGUGGUGGUGGUCGAGACAGAAUGGGAGAAGUGAACGGCGGCGAUGAAUGGAUUAGGAGGAGGGGGUGCUCGUGCACAAAGGGCGAUUUUCUACCUGAGGAAUCGUUUCGGAACUGGGGCAACUACGGGAAGGCGCUGAAGGAGACUCCGAUGAGGCUGAAGAAUCGGGUUCUGACGCGCUCCAUGGACCACACCGAGCUCGUGGAGGUGAAGGCUCGAAGCCAGCACGAGAUGAAGAAGACGCUCAACUGGUGGGACCUAACGUGGUUUGGCAUCGGCGCGGUCAUUGGCGCUGGCAUCUUCGUCCUAACCGGCCUCGAGGCCAGAGAACACGCCGGCCCCGCAGUCGCCUUGUCCUACGUCGUCUCCGGCAUGUCCGCUUUGCUCUCCGUCUUCUGCUACACCGAGUUCGCCGUGGAGAUCCCCGUAGCCGGUGGAUCAUUUGCCUACCUAAGGGUAGAGCUCGGCGACUUCAUGGCCUUCAUUGCCGCCGGCAACAUCCUACUUGAGUAUGUUAUCGUUGGAGCAAUCCUUGCCCGUGCCUGGACAUCCUACUUUGCCACACUCUGCAACCACCAACCAAACGAUUUUCGCAUUGUAGUCCACAGUUUCUCACCUGACUACAGAAAUCUCGACCCCAUAGCUGUCGUCGUCAUCGCCGCAAUUUGCGUCCUUGUAGUCCUGAGUACCAAGGGCUCUUCACGUUUCAAUUAUGUUGCCUCCAUCAUCCAUGUUGUCGUCAUUCUCUUUAUCAUCAUCGCAGGCCUUAUUAAAGCUGAUACCAAGAAUUACACCCCAUUUACUCCUUUUGGAGCCCGUGGCAUCUUUCAAGCGUCGGCAGUACUUUUCUUCGCUUAUGUUGGAUUUGAUGCUAUCUCAACCAUGGCUGAAGAAACAAAGAAUCCUGCUCGAGACAUCCCCAUUGGUCUUAUAGGCUCAAUGGUGAUUACUACAUUGGCAUAUUUUUUACUAGCGGUGACACUAUGCCUUAUGCAAUCAUACAAAACCAUCAACGAGGAUGCUCCAUUUUCGGUAGCAUUUGAAGUUGUUGGUUGGAAUUGGGCUAAGUAUGUAGUUGCUGCCGGUGCGCUGAAGGGGAUGACGACCGUAUUGCUGGUGGGAGCUGUUGGUCAGGCUCGAUAUCUCACACAUAUUGCAAGAACCCACAUGUUGCCGCCAUGGCUCGCCCAUGUGAAUGAGAGAACUGGGACACCCGUCAAUGCCACAAUAGUCAUGCUCGUCGCCACGGCGGUCAUUGGCUUCUUCACAAGCCUUAGUAUUCUCUCCAACCUACUCUCUAUCUCCACGCUGUUUGUCUUCAUGCUCGUCGCUGUUGCCCUUCUCGUCCGCCGGUACUAUGUCAGCGGGGUGACAACACAAACUGACCGUACAAAACUCGUCGUGUUUAUUCUGCUGAUUCUUGGAUCUUCCAUUGCAACUGCUACUUAUUGGGCCACCAGUGAUGGGUGGGUCGGGUACGUAAUAACCGUCCCAAUUUGGCUGACUGCAACCGUGGGGAUUUGGAUUUUUGUUCCACAUGCAAGACAGCCAAAACUUUGGGGGGUUCCAUUGGUGCCAUGGCUGCCAUCGUUAUCCAUCGCCAUCAACAUUUUCCUUCUUGGGUCGAUAGACAAAGCUUCUUUUGCAAGGUUCGGCGUGUGGACUCUGAUAAUCUUGGUUUACUAUUUCUUCAUUGGAUUGCAUGCAUCCUAUGACACAGCCAAGGGAUCUAGCAAUGGAGAGGAGAGGAAGAAUGCUGAAGAGGGUGGAGUAAGGGGCAACAUUGCGUUCUAUGGGAGUUUCUAAUUAAUCACAAGUGUGUGAUGUAAGUGUGUAGUUGAUGUUCAUAUUAAUAUUGUUAAGGAAUCCUAGGUGUUUCACUUUUUCUAGCUUGUUAUAAUAAUAAGUGUUUGUUCAUGAAGAAAGCAUUAAAAUUAUGUUUCAAAAUGUUAAAAUAUAAAUUAAUUUAUUAAUUUCAUCU
Messenger RNA from Alnus glutinosa, 2102 nucleotides. RefSeq names its product cationic amino acid transporter 1-like. The coding region runs from base 143 to 1927 and encodes 594 amino acids. NCBI's taxonomy places the organism in Eukaryota, Viridiplantae, Streptophyta, Magnoliopsida, Fagales, Betulaceae. The record is from RefSeq and is a predicted model, not a curated record. Gene Ontology annotation, cellular component: plasma membrane. Gene Ontology annotation, biological process: transmembrane transport; amino acid transport. The transcript has 3 exons. Gene Ontology annotation, molecular function: L-glutamate transmembrane transporter activity; L-lysine transmembrane transporter activity.